AUGGACGACAACAGCAGCGGCGACCUCAGCCUGAGCGAGUUCAAGAACGGCCUCCACGACAUGGGCCUGGUCGUUCCGGACGAGGAGUACGCCGCCCUUUUCACCGUCUUUGACCGCGACGGCAGCGGCNAGGAGUACGCCGCCCUUUUCACCGUCUUUGACCGCGACGGCAGCGGCACGGUGAAGUACGACGAGUUUCUGCGCGCCAUUCGGCCACCGAUGAGCAAAAUGCGCCUGGAGUUGGUGGACAAGGCCUUCGCCAAGCUGGACAAAACGGGCGACGGCGUGGUCACCAUCGACGAUCUCAAGGGCGUCUACAAUGUUCGCCUCCACCCGGAGUACCUGAACGGCAACAAGACGGAGACGCAGCUGCUGGAGGAGUUUCUCAAGAAGUUUGAGGAAGGCACUCCGGACGGAAAGCUGACCAGGGACGAAUUUCACGACUACUACUCGGGCGUCAGCGCCUCGGUGGACGAGGACAUGUACUUCGACCUGAUGAUGCGCCAGUCGUGGAAGCUGUAG
Molecule: messenger RNA, 522 nt
Organism: Rhagoletis zephyria (snowberry fruit fly)
Lineage: Eukaryota; Metazoa; Arthropoda; Insecta; Diptera; Tephritidae
Product: calcyphosin-like protein
Molecular function (GO): calcium ion binding
Source: RefSeq, a predicted model, not a curated record